AUGGCUACUCUGGAACAAGAACUUCUGGCCGACUUCGCCGACAGCGGAGACGAGGACAUUCAGGACUUGGAGAAUGACUUUGCUGAAGGAGACAACGGAUCGGAUGAUGACAUGGUAGAUGAGGAGGCGGAGUACAGGGCCAAGGACAAAAAGGACAACAAGGGACCUGCAGACAUACGAUCGGCCCAGCAACUCAAAGCAAACCUGGAAUCGGUGCUUGCACGUAUCGAGGAAACCAAGGAUCAGAUGGACGUGGUGGAUGGCGAAUCUUUUGAAGACUCGCCGGAAUACAAGCUCCUUACCGAAGCCAACGAGUUCUCUACGCAGAUUGAUGGCGAAAUCUCUGCCGUACACAAGUUUAUCAGAGAUCACUAUUCGGCCUUCUUCCCGCAUUUGGAGGACCUGAUCAAAAAUCCCGUCGUCUACGCGAGAGCAUGUUUGGUCAUUGGUGGCGGGCCUUUGAAGGAUAUCAAGACCAUUACGCCACAACUAAAGGCAAUCGAGGGACUCGAGCCUGCCCAGGUCAUGAUUGUCGAGAUCGAAGCCACACGAGUCGAAGGAAGACUUCUUGACGAGGCCGAGCUAAACUUGAUAAGAAAUGCCUGCCAUCUGCUGCUUGAGUUGAACGCCGCAAAGUCCAAGAUUUUGGGCUUCGUCGAAUCCCGAACUGAAGUGUUUUGCCCCAACCUGACAGCGCUUAUUGGAUCCUUGACAGCCGCACAUCUCAUUUCCUACUCUGGAGGUAUCUCUAAUCUAGCCAAGACUCCCGCCUGCAACAUUGCACCUUUGGGUUCUACCAAAGUGUCAGGCGCCACUGUGGGUCUUUCCAACAUUGGUUUGAGACACGAAGGUUACCUCUAUCACAGUGAGAUUAUCCAGAACCAAAGGCCCGAUCUUCGAAAACAGGCACUGCGCAUCGUGUCGGCCAAGGUGAUACUGGCUGCGCGCGUAGACGCCCACUCGAGCUCGCGCAACGCACACAUUGGCAUGGAUCUAAGGAGAGAAUGCGAACGCCGGCUGGACAAGCUGACGGAGCUGCCUGCAAACCAAAAGGGUCAGAGAGCGCUUCCUGUGCCGGACGAAAAGCCGUCACGCAAGCGCGGUGGAAGACGAGCGCGAAAGGCCAAGGAAGCAACUGCCAUGACGGAAAUCCGCAAAGCACAGAACAGGAUGACGUUUGGUAAAGAAGAGAAGGAGGUGGGCUAUGGAGACUCGGUCAAGGGCAUGGGCAUGAUUGGAGCCACGGACACGGGACGCCUGCGAGCCCAGCAAAUCGACCCCAAGACGCGGGCCAAACUCAGCAAGAAGAACGCUGGCUGGGGCGGUGACACGACACUGGGCAUGGCAUCGUCGCUCAAGGGCUUUGGGGCCGGUGGCACAGCAACGAGUCUGCGGGCGCAGGGGCUGCGGACUGGCGGCGUGGGCCUGAGUGGCGCGGGAACAAGCUCGAUUGCAUUUACCCCCGUGCAAGGACUGGAGCUUGUGGACCCCAAGGCACGCGAGGAGAUGCAGCGCAAAAGGAAGGCAGAUGAUGACCGGUGGUUUAAAGGUGGAUCGUUUACGCAGCUUAAUGCCAGCUCAAAGGUGGAUGCUGGGGGGUUCAAGGUGCCUGCGCUACCGAAUAAGAAGCCAAAGGCUGAGUGA
This is a messenger RNA of Bipolaris oryzae ATCC 44560, 1644 nucleotides long. RefSeq lists its product as uncharacterized. NCBI's taxonomy places the organism in Eukaryota, Fungi, Ascomycota, Dothideomycetes, Pleosporales, Pleosporaceae. Gene Ontology annotation, biological process: mRNA splicing, via spliceosome; spliceosomal tri-snRNP complex assembly. The transcript has a single exon. Gene Ontology annotation, cellular component: precatalytic spliceosome; U4 snRNP; U4/U6 x U5 tri-snRNP complex. Bases 1 to 1644 code for a protein of 547 amino acids. The record is from RefSeq and is a predicted model, not a curated record.